CGUGAUUACGCAAACAGAAACAAACAUGGCGCCGCGAAAGUGAGGCGAACUCUACUGUGAGUGUUCCUGAACUGAAAAAUGUUUAAUAAAUUAAUAUUCUACGCAGCUGUAAACGAAAUAAAUGUUUCUACGGUAGUUUCGUCACGUUAGUUUUAUCUUAAUCUGACUAAAGAAUCACAAAUGUUGACUUUACCGGUAGUUUUCGUGUCUCUUGGUUUAGUUUGUUUCCAUACCAACGGCUGUCCUCGCGCCGUGAAAGCUAACUGUCACUCAGGGACACUUUCAGUCAGUGAAUCGGAGAAAUAACGAAUUUAUGUAUGAAAUACGAGUUUUAGGGUUGAUUUUAUCAACUUAACUGCUUCAAUUCAGUUCAGCUUCUUCAUUUAAAUCAUUAUUUCAGCUCAGACGCAGAGGUUUGAUGGUUUGGAGUCCAUAGCCCGGACAAAUGAGAGGAAGAAGAGGACAGUCUUCAUCAUCUUCAUCAUCAGCAGGUAAAUACAGCAGAUAUCAAGAAAAGGUAAAUCUCUUACAUGAGUUUUUUAUUAUCCAAUAAAGGGCUUAACUUCAAUAGGUAACAUCCUACAUUAUGUUAAUGUAGCUGUGAUUUAUUGUGUUCAGGUUUACAGCUCAGUGUAAACCUGCUAAUUUAUCCAUUUUAUGCUUAUUAUAUACAAUUUAUAUAAUACUAGAGGUCAUAAAUUAAUCGAAUAAAUAUUUUUUAAUCUGUUAUGUUAUUUUCAUUCAUUUCAUUUUAUUUUUCAUUCAUUUUCAUUUUUCAUUUUAUUUACUUUUUUCAUUUUAUUCUUUUUUUGUCAUUUUAUUAUUCUUUUUUUGUCAUUUUAUUAUUCUUUUUUUUUUCAUUUUAUAUUUUUUUCGUCAUUUUUGUUUCAUUUUAUUUAUUUGUCAAUUUAUUUAAUUUUUUCAUUUAUUUAUUUUUGAUAUGAUUUUUUUGUCAUUUUAUUAUUCUUUUUUCAUUUUAUAUUUUUUUUCUUAAUUUUUUUUUUAUUUUUUGUCAACUUUUUUUAUUUGAUUUGAUUUUUUAAUAUUAUUUAUUUUUCAUUUUAUUGAUUUUUUUUCAUUUUAUUAUUAUUUUUUCUUUUUUUUCAUUUCAUUUUUUUCCCACUUUAUUAUUUAUUUUUCCAUUGUACUUUUUUUUUCCAACACGUGAGUACAACGCCAAAAGUACAAUGAAAACAAACAAACAGAACCAGUGAGAAUAUUCAAAACAACAAUAACAAUACUUAAAAAAUUAAAAAGUUAAAAGUUAAAAUAAAAAAAUAAAUCAUAAUAAUGCAAACCCAACAUGUCCGAAAAGGACUAGGAUGAAGCACUAUGCUCUUUUACUCAAUAAUUUCAGUCAGUCUCCGCCAAAAUUAAAUGAUAUCUGGAAUUAUUCUGGAAAUUCUGCUCAUUUCCUGUUUUUGUAUUUAUGUUGGUUUAAGUCCUUCAGCAGCAGCAGAACAGGAUGGCUCUAAGGAAACAGAUCAUCACGGAUGGCGGCAACUGUUCCUCUGAAAGCCAGCAGGGCGACGAAGACACGCAGGAGGAUGGAGACCUGAACGACAGAGAUGUCAGUGUGAAAAAAAAUGUGACUCUUUCAUCGUGCCUUUCUCUGAAUCUUUCCACAAAUUUAAUAAAAUUCAUAUUUGAUUUACUUUUAAAGUUCAAACUCGUGGUUCCAUGAGUAGAAAGUUUUCCUGUUUUAUCUUCAAAUACAAAACAUUUUUUAUUUUCAGCUGUAUCUUGAUAUUAAGAGGUGAAAAAAGGACUAAAAAGCCCCUUUCAUGGACGCUCAUACAUCAUGUGGCUGAUGUGCAAUUGGUCUGAAAUUCACACACUUGCUAAAGCUCCUUCAUACUCUGUCCUGGUCGUCACUCUCACCACUCAUCUCUUUUGUUGAGACUGUGGCUCUAACGGUUUAGCCGUGCUGUAGGUCAAACCUCUGUCAACAUCUGAAACACGAGGAACCCUGGGAAAAGACAAUGCAACAAUCUGAAUCUGUCUUUUCUUUCAGGAGUCAUCAUCACUUCUGCCUUCGUUAUCUUUAAGAGAGAGACGCAAAAGAGAGAGGGAGAACAAAUCCAAGCCUAAAGGUAAAUCAAACAACAUUCAGGAUUCAACAGUAAUGAGAAAAAUAGUCAAUUUAAAUGUAUUUUUGCAGGAUAAACAACAAAAAAGAACAUUUGUGACCACCAGAAGUUGAAUGAAGCUGCUGCAAUAAAAGCUCGAUUUAUCUUGUUGGUUACAUCUCUGUGUGUCAUAUUCAAAGUCACUGUAGGAGACAUUAUUAAACCUUCAUGUUUAACGUCGUGGGCUUGCCUGUGUUGUUUUCAGAGAUGACAGAGGAGGAGAUGAUGGACUUGGCGUUGCGUCUGAGCGAACGAGAAGCCAACAUCACGGCGCUGAGGCUACAGAAGGAGGAAGAGGCCAUGAUGAAAGCCAUCCAGGAGAGCGUGAGUGACCUGUUUCAGCUUUUAUCUCUUUAUGUCAGCUCUGUUUUAUCAAGUCUCGAAUUCCAGAAGGAUUCAGUUUGUGCUGCUUUUAGAUUGUGCUCUGUCAUGUUUGCUCUUAGCUAAAUAAAAGAGACUCUCUGUGGAAAAGCUGGACUUCAGUGCUGCUUUAACUGUUGAAAUCAGGAACUUCUUAACACAUGUCUCAUUUUCUGCAGUGUGCUUAAAUCUGAGCUUUAAAAAAAAAUGAAAAAACAAAUAAGUAUUGUCAAAAAAAGCAGAGUUUGAGGCUGUAAAAGUUCAAAACAGCUGUUCUGUUUCUUUCUUUCAAAAAAAAAUGAAACUAAAGAGAUUGAAAAAGCAAAAGAAGAAACAGACGACCAGAAAUCAAGAUAACAACAUAAAAAAAGAAAUUACAACAAAACAGGAAAGGAAAGGCAACAUUAAUAACAUGCUGAAGAAAGAGACUGUAAAAAACAGAAUGAGAAAAAUACACUAAAGAAACCAUGAAAAGAGGAAAAAUAAAGGAGAAAGGACAAAUGAAAACACGAAAGAGAAACUUAAAAAACAAAUAAAUUAACGAAACAAAACAAGAAAAUUCAAAACUACUUCAUAAAGAAAACACAUAAAUGAUGCAUGAAAAAAAGGACCAAAAAAUUUAAAAAGAUGAACAAAAAAUUACAAAAUAUCCCACGAAAAUAGAAAACAAAAACACAGAAAUAAUAAAAAAUAAGAAACACGAGUAAAACAACAAAAAUACACAAAACAGACACACAGAGAAACUUUAAAAAAUGAAAACAGAAAAACCUUUAAGUAAAAAAAAAUAUAAAAAACAGAACAGAAAUAAUAAAAGAUACAGAAACGUUUAAAAAAAGAAACUUAAAAGUCAAGUUAAAAAAACAACAACCAUACAAUACUUAAUUUGAAACAGACGAAGAAAAAGAGAGAGAAGUUGUUUUUUUUACUGAUGAACAAUAAAACUGACUGUUUUUAACUCGCUCUAAACAUUCAAGGACCACACCGAUCAGAAAUCUUCUCCAACGUUAAUUUUAAAACAUUACAAAAGGUUUUGAUAUCACUUUAGUUUAAAGUUUGAAGCCUGAGUGUAUGGAUGAAGCGCUCAGUUGUGUUUGUUUGUUUGUCUCUCACAGAUGGUCAGUCAGACUCAACCCUGCCCUCCUUUUGAAAGUCAGAGUCUGCUCUCCGAUCCUGACGCUCCUCUCAGACUCUGCUCACGACGGAAACUCUCCUACUCCAACAGGAAGCAGGCGUCAGAGGUCGGCACUUGGCAGGAGACUGACCUGAACGGAGGUGAGUCACUGAAGGAAAAUACCGGGGCAGUUAAAGCCUCGUAAAACCCGGUUCCCCUUUUAUUAUUAAAGCAUAAAUCAUAAUCUGACUUCAGGAGCUGAAGGUGCCGGAGAUGAGAGUCCGAAAAGGAGUAAAAAACGUAGAAAGAAGGAAGGGAGUCCUCUGCUGGAGAUGCCAGAUUUAUCUCAGACUCAGAAGAUCUCCACUCAGGACUCGCCUGUGACCCCGGAGCUUCUGGACCUGCAGCUGGACUCGCCUCAGGUUCACCCUCUCUUUCAUUUACCUGUUUAUAAACACGUUCAAGAGACUUAUUAUUUCAAUGUUUGUGUGUUUUUCUCUCAAUAAUCAAUCAGAGCUGCGACUCCACCCAGAUCAAGGACUGUAAAUCCCCCGUCUUCCCCUCCGUCAGCUGCAGAGCGGAGGUCCAGGUCCCUCCUCUGAGCCAGAACCUGCUGGACUCCUGCAGGACCUCAGGGUUUGUGUUGUGCUCUCAGAACAGCGUGACCGCCCCUCCUAAGUCUCCAUCAACUCAACCCAAGAGCCCCACGUUCCCCAAAAGCCCCCAAACCUCCAGAGACCUUUCUCCUUCCAAGAGUCCUGUGUUUUCAGAGACGGAGCAGGGAGACGACUCAGAGACCCAGCUGAGUCCAGGAGACUUUAAAAGUCCAGUAUUUGGACAGACGACUCAGCAUGAGAAGUCCCAGAAAGCCUCCAGACCACAAGACUGUAACACGGGGUUCACGUUUUCCUCUCAGGACAGUUCAUCUUCCUCUGUGAAAUCCACGUCCUGCAGGCCGCAGAGUCCUGUGUUCCUACAAAGUCCUGGUCGUCCAGAGACUGUCUGCCCCGCUAAAGGAUCAGGAGUCUGGAGAAGUCCGGAGUUUUCAGGGACUGAUGGAGAACAGAGCGAGCAGAGAGACGUUCCCAGUACGAGCCCGGUGUUUGACAGGACGGAAGGAGAGCAGAAACACUCAGAAGGUCCUGAAAGCAGAGGACUCUCUCAGAGUCUGAAACAGGUGAGCGAACAGAGUCCUGACUCUUCAGAUCAGCUGAAACUACGAGCUCCUCUUCACUCACGCUAGCAGACGUGUCGCUGUCGUGUGUUUGCCUCCGCAGAAAGUGAACGAGGAGGACGCAGACGAGGGGAGCUCACGGGGAGAAAGUCACGAAGAAAAACUCGAUUUUCUUUUUUCUAAAUCUCACAAAACUACGAACGCCGAUGUCAAGUUUAACAAGCCAUCAAAGUCAGGUACGGCCGCAUCUAUGAGGAGGGUUUUCCAGUUUGAUUCCCUACUUUUCUAAUGUCUUUAAAACUUGAAUCCACUACGUUCACGCACAUUCUCUGUUUUUGUUCUGAGCAGAUGAUUCAGAGGAGGAUCUGACAGAAAUAUCCAAAGACUGUAACCCAGCAGAGAUGGAGCUCAGCAACAACAUGAAGCUGCUCUGGUCGGACGAUGACGAUACGGUCACGGUAACUAACUAACAGCUUUAUUCAUCGGGAUUAUUUUAUUAAUUUAAAGGAAAAGCAGCAUCACAGUCUCACGAUCCUUCUGACCCUAACACGAAUGUAAACAGGCCCUUACAAACGUUCUUUAUGAGCUAGUAUCAUAAUUUGAGCCUCAAGGCUUUAGAGGUUAAAAUGAUGCACGAUUUCAUUCUGUUUCUGUAGUUUUUGUUCAAAUCUACACCUCCUGUUUCUGCAGCCUUCUCAGUUCGAGGCAGAGCUCUUUACGUUCAUCUUGUUCACGAGAGGAAAGACCAAAUCCACUUUGUUUUAAACAGACAAACACUUAAAUUAGAGACUUGAAGAUGGACUGUAUUUCAUUUGAUCUGAACGUCUCUCUCUCUCUCUCUCUCUCUCUCUCUCUCUCUCUCUCUCUCUCUCUCUUUCUCUCUCUCUCUUUGCUGCAGCCGGCCGGCUCGCCCAGCCCCAUCUUCCCAGACGAGACGACAGCUCAGAGUGCCAACGCUGAAACAGCCGCCAUCAAUCAUGUGACCGCAGCCUCUGCAGGGCUGAGCGGGUCAAACAGCAGGUACAUCCCACCUGAAUCCACCUGAGAUAAAUGUUAGUGUAAGAAUGACGCCGACAUACAAACUAACUGGACUCCAUUUUUCCUGCAGACAGCAGAUCUCCACCUCAGAGACAAACUCUCAGAGGUCAGAAGGAGAACCAGCAAGCGGGACGACGGUUUAUUACCACUGGGGGGUUCCGUUCUGUCCUCGAGGCGUGAACCCGGACUCCUACACACAGGUGAGAGCUGAAGAUAACAGGAGUUUAACUCUAUCGGUGUUUUCUGUUACAGAUCCUCUGAUAUAUUUACACUCAAAUCAAACGUCUGUAUAAAAGUCUUCAUGUAGUCACGUCUGUUUGCAGCGAACAGUUUUUCUUUUUAAGUUUCACAAAAAAAAGUUUUUUAAACUAUAAAAUAUCAGAUAAAUGUUUAUGUCUCAUGAGAGGAAAAGUCUCAGGUCCAACAGAAGACGUUAAAACUCAAAGGUUCAGAGUCACAAUUUUAACAUUUACAGAUGAAAUUAUAAGAAAAGAGAUUUUAAUUCAUGUGAUAAAAGGCAAAAUAAUACACGUUUAAUUUUUUAUAAAAACUACAAAUAAUCAUUCCUAAUUAUGGAAUUCAGUUCACAUCAUAAUUCUGACGUAAAAAUACAAAAGUGUGAGAUAGAAAUUAUAAUUAUAACCCCAAAAUUAUUGACUGUAAUGUAAAAAAAUAAAUAUCAAUGUUAAACAGUCUAAAUUAUCCGAUAAAAAGUCACAUUCAUCAGCUAAAAAUUAAAAAUUUAGGUGGAAAAAAUUAUUAGCAUGAAGAAAAAAAUGUAAACUAUCAAGUAAAAAGUAGUUAUUAUUAGAUAAAAUCAAAGUUAUUAAUUCAAAAUUCAUGAUUAUUAUACCCUUAAGUUAUUAUUGAGACUUUAAUGCUCCUUACAAGAAGUUUUUUGCGUCGUACUGAAAUGUAAAUGAUUUUUUAUAACUUCAAACUUUUGGCCCCUUCGUGACUUUUUCUGUCAUUCUCGUGGUUUUAUGUCUCAGCGUUGUGCCGUACUGACUCUUUAUGUCAUAUUUAUGAUUGGAAAUAAGUUCUGAUUUGGGUUCAGAUUUAUUUUUUAUUACAGACAGAGGUUUGGCUUUUGAAACUGAAGGACGUUGAUGUUUUAUUUGUUCGUUUCUGUGUCUUUUGUCUUUCGCUCAGGUGAUCCUGGCUCAGAUGGAGGUGUACGAGAAGAGUCUGAAACAGGCUCAGAGGUGUUUGCUGAGGAAGGUGGAGUGGGGGGAGGCCGUGCUGCCGCAGGUGGAGGUACGACGAGUUCGACGCUGAUGCUGAGAACUCUUCUCAGUGUGACGAACACAAUCAUAUUUACUCACAGCUUUGAUUGAUCUUAUUUGAUCAGGUGAAACACCAAUAUUGAUAUUUUUCUUUGCUUUAAGUUGAAAACAGGCAGAAUUCAGAAACUCUGAUCUGGUUUUGUCCGCAGAAAUCUCCUCCGCCUGAGUCACAGUCACCGGAGUCAUCCCAACAAGACGUCCCUCGAAGGUAAAAUCUGCCGCUGUGACCGUGCAAUACCUUCUUUCUGCCACUAGAUGUCACUACUGCAUUAAUCAAUACAUCAGUUCAUGGAGAAAAGUUUGAGUAACGUCUGAAAUUUUUUAAAUUCGUCCAGAUUUGUUUAUUUCUUCAUCUUCUACUGAUCUCAUCUCAAGAUGAGACUCAUCUUUAAUCACUUUAAUCAAUUUUUUAAUAUAUUUUCAGACGUGGCAUCCGCCUGAGAAGAAACCUGUUGAAUGAAGACGCUGAGCGUGAGGAAGAGAAGGAGGAGAAAAAGACCGAGGGAGAGGAGACGAAGGAGGACAAAGACGGAAAAAUGAAGAAUGAAGGAGGAGAAAGUGGAAGGGUGGAUCCUGACGACUGUGAUGUUUGUCCAGGUACUGAAGCUCUGGGUUUCAUCGGAGCACCUUUUAUAAUUCCAUUCAUAAGUUUUAUAUGGAACUAAAUGUGACAGGAUGUGACGAGGGGAUGACCUAAAAAUGGACGACAAGGGCUUACAGCUCCGAGCUUUUUUUUUCCGUCUACAGAGACACAGCUGAGUAACAAAGAUGACGAUGACGACGAGACGCAAGAUCUGUUGAUGGAAACCGAAGCUGAAGCAGAGGUGAGCUUAGAUCCUCGUAUCUUCAUCAUCAUCAUCAUCCUCAGUCUGUGUUAGAAAUUUCAGUUCCUGAAGCGACACAGAAUCAAAACGAAACACCUGAUGACCUGCAGAUGGAUUUUCUGACACACCUUAACCCUCGUGAUGUUGUUUGGGUUUCUCCAAAGCUUCAGUGUGGAAGCCCUGAAGAGGUGGAUGUGGACAUGAUUCUCAGAGACGAUUCUCCUGUCCAGGAGGAGACGCAGAAGGAGGCGGAGGUGGAGAUGGAGGUGGACGGUAAGACUGCACACUCACUAGUGAGAGAAGAGAUAGUUUUUGGUUUCUGGAUCCUGUUUCUUCACGGUUUCAAAUAACUUAAAAAGCUUUGUUGUUUGUUUUUCAGCUCAAGCGGACAAAGAGACAAAAGGAAACAUCAACGCUGGCAGCAGCAGAGAUGUUGGAGGUCAGGAAGAAAUAAAAGCGCUGACAGAGGACGAUCAGGGAGACAUCGACGUGGAGGAGGUGAACAGCCAUCGUCUUCAGAGGUCGACGUCUCCUGAAAUCGAGCUGGCCGCCACCGCUGCUCAGAGCCCCGAUACCAACGUGGACUGUCCCAUCUGUCAGGGCUCUUUUCCUGUGACGGAGAUCGAGAUGCACGCCGCCUACUGCGACGGAGAGGUCGCCGUGGUGCACGAGAGGAGGCCAAAAGCCGACAGUUUGAAAGGUGAUAGAAACUUAACAACAAGGCUCUGUGUAUACUGGGAUAUGAGACUCUUAAGCGUAAAAUAUUAAACAUUUCUGCUGCGUUUUCCUCCAUCCAGUUUUGUCGAAGCCUUGUAGGAAGAGAACAAGACGAGCAGAAGUGAGGGAGGAAGAAGAAACUGAAGAACCCUUAAACACUGGCAAGUAAGUAGGUAUGACCUGUGCCGUCAAAGAGUGACUUCAGACGUUUACUUUUUCUUUUAAUCUGGAUGUAACGGUUUUAUUUUCCACAGGAACCAGGAGAAAUGUUACGUCUGUCAGAAAGCUGUUCCUCUGAGAGACUACAGCAGACACACGGAGCUCUGCAUCCAGAGACGAGCUCCCAAGACCGCAGGGGUGAGACUCAUGAUGACCGCAGAAACACACAUGAGGUCCAGGACUUGGUGUUUAGGGGGUCAUUUGGGUGAAGAUACUGCGAGAACAGCACCCUCUGGUGACGGGCUGCAGUAUAGGUCAUAAAUCUCGCCUCCUCCAGCAAUCCCUAUGGAGAUGUGGACAAACUUUAGAAAUUAAUUACACAAAAUACCGUAUUUUUUAGACUAUAAGGUGCAAUUUUUUAUCAAAAAUUGACAGUGCACCUUAUGUAUGAUUACUUCCUGUUAACUGACCGAUCAAAAAUCUGUCGAAAUGUGUAAGUACGACUUCGGUAAGCAACAAAGCCGCUCCGCUUAAUGGAUAUUCAAAGCUUUACGGUAACUGUCGUCUGAGCCGGAAUCAUCGCUGAACGGCAACGAGACUGACUCGGAUAAUGACGAGAAGGAUCCGAACAUGCUUGAUGCCGAAAUCGUACAGCUGUUUAACUCCGACACUGAAGAUGAAGAAUUUUAUUUGAUGGAUUUGUGGAAGAGGAAUGAAUUGAUACAUGAGCGUAUUUUUCUGUACCGGUAUUUGUUGUUAAAACUGAGUUUAAUGAAGUUUGAUUUACUGGACUGGACUUCGCUUAAUGCGCCGUACGAUCUAGUGCGCUUUAUUGCCCGAAAAAUAUGGUAUAAAUGUUUCUCCCCCCUGGUUGUGAUGUUGACAUGUAGUUACUGUCAGACUGGUUUGUGCUCAAGUCCUCUUUUUUCUGUACAGCUCCGUUUGUAAAAGUUAUUAGGGGGUUCAUGUUUUCUAUGAUUGACACUUGAUACAGCCUAUGGGGGUACGAAGAUUGUGUAAACGCCGUUUGAGCCGAGCGCCAUCACAGCGACUCUCCCACCAAAUGCGUACAACACUACUGCGCGCAUGGUGUAUACGGCUUCGAAUUCGUGCAGUGACGGGAGGCGGAGCCAAGUUGUCCAUACCAAAUACAGUCUAUGAUCAGAACAACCUUUUCACACGACUACACCAUUUUUCAGUUUCAUGUCUGUAUGUCGUCUUUGCUCUAUUUUCAGUAAAACCUGGACUUAAGAUGAUUUUCAAACCGUCUGAUUCUGUUUUAACAUCAUUUUUAAGAGUCACUCUUGUGUUUUAGAUGUAAAAUAACUUGUUUUUUCUUUUUCUUCAGAGAGGAAAUCUUCUUUCAGCGUUGGAGCAGACAGACGGCAGGGAUUCAGGUGAGCAGGACGAUUGUCUAAAUGAAACUCCAGAGUCCAGUUGAAAUGAUGAACCUGCUUUUACUUUUGGUAAACUAAAGAAGCACUUCGCACAUCUAUAAAAUGUGUGUAGUUCAAAAUUACACACAAAUGAACUUUGGAUCAUUGUUAUUAGAUGUAUAUUCUGAUGGUAGAUUUGCCCUUUUUACUAGAUAUAAUUAAAUAUGUCUGUUUUUAACUUACAAUGUAAACUUUUCUCCUAAAAAAUAUUUUAAAAUACCGAUUUAUUAAUAACCGAUUCACUAUGUUCUGGAUUUCUCUUCUGGACAUGUGGGUGUUACUUCAGCCUGACGUCACACAGAGUGUUUUGUUGUUUAUUUUCUGUUUCUUCGGUUAAAUGACCCGAUGAUGAUGAUGAGUUUGUCCCCCGUUUACACCUGAGAACGGGAUUGGUCAUGGAGAAACGACCACUCCCUAUUUAAGAUGGCUGCUCUAGAGCAAAAAAACUGUUUGCCCGAUGAAGGUCUCGUACCGAAACGAUGCAAAUAAACGAUUGAUCGGGAAUCCUUUUGCUACUCGUGGUAAACUGACAUCCGUGUUUUCUGUCCAGCAGAACCCGGACCAUCUGGAUCCAGACUUCAGACGAGGUACGAGGAAAACAUUUCAUCACCUUCACAGUCACUUUAAAACAAUCCACUCUUAAACUAUAUUCUUGAGUUCGUCGUCGUUUAGUUUUUGUGUUUUUUUCCCUCCCCACAGAGAAGUUAUUGAUCUGCGGGACGACGAUGACGACGAAGACGGCGUCUCAUCUCUCAGGAUCAGUAACUCUCCCAUCCGAGCGUUCACUCCCAUCUCGGAGGCCACCGACUGCCUUAUCGACUUCAAGAAACAGAGACGAGCCAAGAAGCCGAGCCAAAGACGGAGAUGAGGACCACUGAAAAACUGAAAAACAAAAAACUGGAACCCAGAGCCUUAAAUCAAGGAUUUAUCAGGUCAGAAAUGGCAUUACAGAGAUGAUGAAGGUUUGGAUUCAGACUGAAGAGAUUUCUGCAGGUAAAAAAAAAAGACUGACUGAACACCUGAACGAGCAGAAACCUCACCUUUAUUUAACGCUUACAUGUUUUUGUACGAGCAGUGUUUCCGUUUCAGACUACCUCUUCUUCACGUAGACGACAUUUCUGUUUCUUAGACUUUUGCUUCAUGUCCGAGAAGUUUGUGUUUUUUUCUGAUUAUACAGCAAAAACUGGCUUAAAACAAAACAUCCCCGCCCUUUACAAACCCGUGUUUUCAACAUUCAUGCUCAUGAAAAAGAAUCCCCCCUCACUCACUCUAUAGCGCCACCUGCCGGUCAAAAAACGGUGAGGUUUAGGACAGCAACACACUAACAACAAGACCUUUUACAGAUGUGCGCUCCAGAAAAUUUCACGACACUUUCCUGAUCCUUCAGUUUAACUCCUCCACAAGUUUGAGUUUCCGUUCAGUCAUCAAGUGAUUUUAUUUUUAAAGCAACAGCUUAUGCAGAUGACGCAUCCUCCAUCACGACUCGGAGGGGAAUUAUCCGGAUGAUUUACUCCGUUACAUUAACUCACCUUCCGUCAAAUGAUCCCAGGAAUGAAAAAUUCUGAUGUUUCUGUUCACAGACAUUUCCAGGAGCUUUAUCAACACGAAGGUUUUGACCCACUGACAGUGAACACACCCUGAAGUUGGUUAUUUUCAUUCUGCAUCAGUCAGAAAAUCCUCCUCACAAUUUAAACUUUUGCAAUGUAAAAAUAUUUCAGAUUUUAUUUUCUAAUUCGACUACAUUUUUGAAAACUGUAUCGGCACUGCAGAAAAUAUUUGGUAAAUUAGACGUAAACUCUCUGGAGAAACUAAACUGGACUUUUGUCUUCAGCCGAGUUUCUUACAAGGUGACUUUGUCAUAUUUAAAUGUGACCUCAGACGGACGUGUUUCCUGUGAGACUCGCUGUUUAGUAAGAAUCUGUCACGCUAUGUCUCAUCCUGUUACACCAACUUUGUUGCUUCAGUUCACACCUCCCUCUCGUUUAAUCGCUGCAAUACGGGCAUUAAUAAGCCGCUGUAAUAACAGAAAAGAGGAACUUCAUUUAGAAGUGAGAAAAUGAGUGGAACUGUUGGAGUGGAAGUUUUUAAAGCACUAAAUGUACAAAAGGAGCUCGAAUACUGGAGUCAAUGUGGAUGAAUAAGAAUAAAUUUUCUUUUUUUCUUCUAUUUUCUUAAAUUUUCUUCUUUUUUUUACUGUCCUGUAAGUUAAAUCUUAGUUUUUGUUCUCUGCAUAUCUAAAAUUUUAACCCUCACUGGAACAAAAAGACGUCAAAAGUAAGUAUUUAUUUAAAUGUCAGUAUUUACAGUUAAAAUUUGACAUGUAAAUAAAACUUUUUUUCUUUUUUACUAUUUUCUAUUUGUUUAUCCUCAAGCUUUAGACACAAAAAGAUCAAAUUGACAAUAUUAAAAUGAACAAAAUUUACA
This is a messenger RNA of Xyrichtys novacula (pearly razorfish), 12658 nucleotides long. NCBI's taxonomy places the organism in Eukaryota, Metazoa, Chordata, Actinopteri, Labriformes, Labridae. The record is from the annotation of a GenBank genome assembly.